UAGUGGUCACCUGUCCUCAGCAAACACAGCAGGCCUCUUCAAAAUAGGCAGGCAACCCCCAGCUUGGCAGAGGUCCUGGCUGCCACCUCCCCACAGGCACUUAGGGAUGGGGGUGGGGGAUUCUCAGAGCCUAAGAAGCUGCAGAGGUGAAGAAAUUCAUUUACUUCCUAAAAUCUAACUCCUGUCUCUCCUGGGUUCAGCUAGCUCCUGCUUCAGUUUGGUUACCACCCAGCAGCCUCUUCUGGGGUCCUUGCACAUGGCCACCCAAAGCCCAGGCCCCCAUAGGGUCUCUCUUAAGGGUCUAAAUGUUGUGGGGAGUUCUCCUCGCACUUAGCUCCUGUGGCCCUGUCCCCUCAUCCUGGAAUCUAAUCACCGUUUUGGGAGUGACAGCUGCCUGUGUUUCACUCUGAGCUGUUCUGCUGCUGCCAUCCUCUCCAAAGCACUGGACCAGAGAGGUUCUCUAGGAGCAAGGGGCAUCUCAUUCAUUCAUCCAGAAUUUACCAAACACCUAGGUCCCUGGAGCACUGGACAGCCCUGAGUUCCGGGAUGGAACCUGAGACAGCGCUCUGGGGCCCAGAUCUGCAGGAUCCUGGACAGAGCCCCAACGAUGCUCACCCAGGUGCAGAGAGUGGGAAUGAAGAGGAGAGCGCUCAGCAGGAAAGUUCUGGGGAGGAGGUCAUCUUGGGAGAUCCAGAUCAGAGCCCAGAAUUCAAGGACCCAUCAGAGAUGCCCCUGGAGACACCCUCCCAGGAUGCCUCUGGCCCCCAGGAUGCCCCGGCCCCGCUGGGUCACCCCAGCCCCUCGGACCACCAGACCCCUCUGGACACCCCCACCCCCGAGGUAGUCCCGACCCCGUCAGACUGGACCAAGGCCUGUGAGGCCAGUUGGCAGUGGGGGACUCUGACCACCUGGAACAGCCCCCCGGUGGUCCCGGCCAACGAGCCCAGCCUGCGGGAGCUGGUGCAAGGCCGCCCGGCCGGCGCCGAGAAGCCCUACAUUUGCAACGAGUGCGGCAAGAGCUUCAGCCAGUGGUCCAAGCUGCUGCGGCACCAGCGCAUCCACACGGGCGAGCGGCCCAACACCUGCUCCGAGUGCGGGAAGAGCUUCACGCAGAGCUCCCACCUGGUGCAGCACCAGCGCACGCACACGGGCGAGAAGCCCUACAAGUGUCCCGACUGCGGCAAGUGCUUCAGCUGGAGCUCCAACCUGGUGCAGCACCAGCGCACGCACACGGGCGAGAAGCCCUACAAGUGUACGGAGUGUGAAAAGGCCUUCACCCAGAGCACCAACCUCAUCAAGCACCAGCGCUCGCACACGGGCGAGAAGCCCUACAAGUGUGGCGAGUGCCGGCGGGCCUUCUACCGCAGCUCGGACCUCAUCCAGCACCAGGCCACCCACACGGGCGAGAAGCCCUACAAGUGCCCCGAGUGCGGCAAGCGCUUCGGCCAGAACCACAACCUCCUCAAGCACCAGAAGAUCCACGCCGGCGAGAAGCCCUACCGCUGCACGGAGUGCGGCAAGAGCUUCAUCCAGAGCUCAGAGCUCACCCAGCACCAGCGCACGCACACGGGCGAGAAGCCCUACAAGUGUCCCGACUGCGGCAAGUGCUUCAGCUGGAGCUCCAACCUGGUGCAGCACCAGCGCACGCACACGGGCGAGAAGCCCUACAAGUGUACGGAGUGUGAAAAGGCCUUCACCCAGAGCACCAACCUCAUCAAGCACCAGCGCUCGCACACGGGCGAGAAGCCCUACAAGUGUGGCGAGUGCCGGCGGGCCUUCUACCGCAGCUCGGACCUCAUCCAGCACCAGGCCACCCACACGGGCGAGAAGCCCUACAAGUGCCCCGAGUGCGGCAAGCGCUUCGGCCAGAACCACAACCUCCUCAAGCACCAGAAGAUCCACGCCGGCGAGAAGCCCUACCGCUGCACGGAGUGCGGCAAGAGCUUCAUCCAGAGCUCAGAGCUCACCCAGCACCAGCGCACGCACACGGGCGAGAAGCCCUACGAAUGCCUGGAGUGCGGCAAGAGCUUCGGCCACAGCUCCACGCUCAUCAAGCACCAGCGGACUCACCUGCGCGAGGACCCCUUCAAGUGCCCGGUGUGCGGCAAGACCUUCACGCUGAGCGCCACGCUGCUGCGGCACCAGCGCACGCACACGGGCGAGCGGCCCUACAAGUGCCCGGAGUGCGGCAAGAGCUUCAGCGUCAGCUCCAACCUCAUCAACCACCAGCGCAUCCACCGCGGCGAGCGGCCCUACAUCUGUGCCGACUGCGGCAAGAGCUUCAUCAUGAGCUCCACCCUCAUCCGCCACCAGCGCAUCCACACGGGCGAGAAGCCCUACAAGUGCUCCGACUGCGGCAAGAGCUUCAUCCGUAGCUCACACCUGAUCCAGCACCGGCGCACGCACACGGGCGAGAAGCCCUACAAGUGCCCCGAGUGCGGCAAGAGCUUCAGCCAGAGCUCCAACCUCAUCACGCACGUGCGCACGCACAUGGAUGAGAACCUCUUCGUGUGCUCUGACUGCGGGAAGGCCUUCUUGGAGGCGCACGAGCUGGAGCAGCAUCGGGUGAUCCAUGAGAGGGGCAAGACCCCGGCCCGAAGAGCUCAGGGCGACGGCCUCCUGGGGCUCGGGGACCCUGCCCUGCUGACCCCACCCCCCGGAGCCAAACCCCACAAGUGUCUGGUCUGCGGGAAGGGGUUCAACGACGAGGGCAUCUUCAUGCAGCAUCAGAGGAUCCAUAUUGGCGAAAACCCCUACAAAAAUUCGGACGGCCUCCCCGCCCACCCCGCCCCCAAGCCGCCUCAGUUCCGACCCCCCAGGCUUCCUUUUGGAGGGAAUUCCUUUCCCGGUGCUGCAGAGGGCAGAGCCGACCCGCCCGGACAGCCCUUUAAAAUGCCCGACGGGCAGGAGAGCUUCAGCCACAGGCUGGGUCUGCCCUCCUCCAAGUCCUACAUCUGUUCGCACUGUGGCGAGAGCUUUCUGGAUCGCUCGGUGCUCCUCCAGCAUCAGGUCACCCACGGCAGCGAAAAGCCCUUUCUCUUUCCCGAUUAUCGGACUGGCCUUGGGGAAGGGGCGGGGCCCAGUCCCUUCCUCAGUGGAAAGCCCUUUAAAUGCCCCGAAUGCAAAAAAAGCUUUGCCCUUAGCUCAGAGCUGCUGCUGCACCAGAAAGUCCAUGCCGGCGGGAAAGCCCAGAAGAGUCCAGAGCUGGGGAAGAGCUCCUCCGUCCUCCUGGAGCACCUCAGGAGCCCCCUGGGGGCCAGACCCUACAGCUGCUCAGAUUGUGGGGCUUCCUUCCUGGAUCGCCUGGCUCUCAUCCGGCACCAGGAGACCCAUACCCGAGAAAAGUCCCCCACACCCGAGGACCCCCUCCCAGAGCCAGCCACCCUGUCCACAAGCCAGGAAGGUGAGGGAGAGGCCCCUGCACCCACAGAGAGCAGCAGCCAUGAGGAAGGGGGAAGCCCCAAAACCAGCUUGGAAGAAAAGCCCUAUUUGUGCCCCGAGUGUGGAGAUGGCUUCACAGAAGUCUCAGCCCUCCUCCUCCAUAGGAGCUGCCACCCCGGGGUCACCCUGUGAACAGGGUCUGGAGACCAGAGGCCUCUCCCUCCUGAGGGGAACACUGGGUCUCCCCAAAAGUUACGUGGGGAAAGGAGGAAAACCCUAUCAGAUUGUAGAGAAGCAGAGGAUAAAGAAUUGUGGGUAAAAGUAGUGCUUUUACAUCAGUGAUGAAUAAUCCUUUAAAAUUGUUGGUGGGAACCACUUAUAAGGCAGUAGAGAAAAACUGUUGGGUUAGAAACCCUAUAAAUAUGUAGGAAAAAAAAAAAAGCCCUUUAAGUCUGUAGCAGAAAAACCCUAUAAACCAUAGUGGAUAAAAGCCCUAUUAAUUGUAGGAAGAGGUCUCAAUAUGUCUCUAGACAACCCUAUAAAACUGUAUCAAAAACCUAGUGAAACUAUAGGGUCGGGGAAGCACAGGGAAUCCGACAGUGGCGUCGACUUGGGAGGAGGGACCCUUAGAAGGUGUAGAAGGACCUCCUAUGAACUCUCUCCACAGCGUUCUCUCCCCCAAGAGUGUGGGAGGGAGCCCGUCUGCCAGAGCCGGGGACAGUGACACCGCAGAAAAUGCUGGGCUGGGGGAGGAACGUGGGAAUGAGGAGGAGCCCUCCGAUUCCCCAGAGGAAAAAUGACCCAGGAACUAGGAGGAGAAGGCCCAGUUCAAGGCACUGGGGGUUCUGUGGGGAACGAGGGCAGUCUUAGAUGAUUGUGUGUGAGAGAGGAAGAGGCCCGUGGAACUCCUCAUCAGAAAGAACCCCAAAAAUGGGGAAGAAAAAAACACGUCCAGCCUGUUUAAAGGCCAAAGUUUGGGGUGCAUAAAAGCUUUAAGUGUAAGGAGACUAGGAAACCACCACAAAAAUUAGGAGGGAAGAUAGGGUGAUUUGUUAGAGUGCUUUGAGGAAAGCGAACCAAGGUGGAGAAGCCGUUGAGAUGGAACCCAACAAACCCCAGGCUGCCCAGUCCUCCCUGUUUCAGAAGCUUGUCAAACUGCAAGUACAAGCAGCUCCUAGCUCAGGCCGCCAGAGUUCCCCGCACCCCCGAGCCAGGCAGGACUCCCCUCUCCCCAGCACAGCUGGGGAAUAUCUUUGCUGCAAGGCCUCCAGGGAUGGAGGGUCCCUCCUGCCACAUUCUCAGGUCUCACUGUCGGGAGGCUUCUCCUGCAAUCUAACUGCCACCAGUCCUGAGGCUGUGGCAGCCCGUUUCCUUACAUUCUGUCCUCAGAGAGGGAGAAGCCUUGCUAGUCGACCUCCAAAGAAUAAAGCCCUUCAGAGACACGAGGUCUGUGUGUGGUCAAAUCCUGGCCAGACUUCUCUUAAGUGAAGAGCACCACCUUUGAUUCUCUGGCAACAAGGGACAGCAGAAUGGACAGAAUCAAGAGCCUGGAUUAGCCAGCAACCUGAUUUUUAACCUCAUUCUCAUCUGAGCUGUUAGCAAGACAGCAAGAGGACACGUAGUGAUGGGUGUCCUGAAGCCCCACAGACUGGACUGUGGGUCCCUGAAGAGUACGCGGAGACCUCACCACCUUCCUCACCCGGGUACCUGGAGCACUCUGAGGUUGCAGCAGCCCAGCCCAAUUGUGGUCUUGGAAAGAAGACAGAGUCCACCCACUUGGUUCCUCUCCUCCUUAGCCAGAAACCUUCAGAGGGAGACAGAAUGAUGAGAACACACUCCCUGGCCAGGCCCAUCUCCUGUCCUCACACACCAUGUACGGUGACAUACUUUCAUUAACCCUGCCAAACCUGCUCCCAUGGCGGGGAAUGAGACUGUUGUCCUCUGAAAUGGUUGAAGAGCAAAAACUUGUGAAACAUCCAUAUCAAGAACCCCACCCCUUAACCCCAGAGACCCUUAAAGGAGGACGGGACCCCCUGUCCAGAGCUGGGUCCAGAGGAAGUGCCCACUGACAGCAUGCUGGCCCCAGUAACGCGCUGUGGUACAAGCAGAACUGAGAUUCCAGGUGGGGAGUCAUGUCCCUGGAGAGGGUGACCCGGCUUCCUACAAACCUGUGGAAGAGACCUCUGAUUCCAUUACCUAAAAGUUCAAAAGGUGAAAGUCCUUCACCCUUCGUCUGUCCUAUUCCCAAAGGGAUGACCCUCAAGUUCAAAGACUGAAAUCUAGAACACUGUAGGAGGAAAAGCCUAGGCCUCCUGGGGAGAAGGAAAAGGCAGGUCCUGGGGGACUAUGAGAAGACCCUGAUCAAUAUCUGCAUAAAGCCCCACCCACCCAAGUGCCAGGUCAGAAAGCACCACCAGGAGGGGAGAAGGACCCUGCCUGCCUCUACUGACAGCAUGGACCAGGAGGUGUCCCUCUGAGACUGAGGAAGAGGAGACCAUUCUCCAAGCAGGUUUUUUUUUUUUUUUUUUUUUCCUCUAAGAUGGCAGCAGAAAGAAAAUUCAAUUGUAGAGACAAACCCCUUGUAAAACUAGAAGCAGAUCCUCUUGGAAAUAGGCUUGAGGAAUCAGUCUCCAGAAGGGCCUGGGAGAGCAGUUUUUGGGGCUCAGGGCCCGCCUGGGGGCAAGAUGGGUGGUCAAGGCUGACUGAGGACCUAUUGAGGACUAGGGUGUAGCAUACAUAGUAGGAUGCUCGCAUGUCAUAGGGUGAGGGCCAGGGGUCUUGGCUGUGGUACUGAAUGGAUGAUGUGGACACAAUUAGUUGGGGUCUGGGGUUUCAUAGCAAGAAAGGGGGCAAAGUCAGAGACCUUUGGGGUGUGACCUGUUCUCUGUUGCCCACCUCCCCAAACUCUUUUAGCCAGCUGCUUUCCUCCCAGAGCGAGCUACAUCUUGGGAAGAACUAAGCAGGGAGCAGGCUGGGGGAGGCAGCAGCGUCGAGUCCUUCUGACCAGCUCAGGCCAAGGCCCAGGGGAUCGUGGCACUUUCCCACCGGAAGUGAGUCGGGAAGGCAGAGUGAAGCCAAACCCUCCUGUCCAACUCCACGCGAGCCUGACUCUUUUGAUAGGCCCUCCUGGAGGAGCGCAACACAGGGUCACAGCAUCAUUGGUGAAAGUAGAAGGGAGAGUAGAAACUGAUCUGAGCUUAGGGUGAAACUUGAAACUGCUAUGGAUAUGGAGGUCAGAAGGGAGCCCAGGAGAACUUGCUGUGAAUCCUGAAUGGCGGGGAAGCUCGAAACCAUCACAACCAAGAGGUGGGGUUCCAUCACACCUGCCCCUCAGGUGAGCAGCCCUGACUCUUUUGCCCCCACUCAUCUGACUUGUCCCCUUGGAGUGAAGAAAGGCCCCACUUUUGAGUAUUGUGUGUCAAUAGCAGUGUUGUGUCAGCGGUGGUCAUGUUGAUUAGUUGAAGAGAAUAAAGGGAAUAAGAUUU
Molecule: messenger RNA, 6866 nt
Organism: Odocoileus virginianus texanus
Lineage: Eukaryota; Metazoa; Chordata; Mammalia; Artiodactyla; Cervidae
Gene: ZNF629
Product: zinc finger protein 629
Biological process (GO): regulation of transcription by RNA polymerase II
Molecular function (GO): DNA-binding transcription factor activity, RNA polymerase II-specific; RNA polymerase II cis-regulatory region sequence-specific DNA binding
Source: RefSeq, a predicted model, not a curated record